Messenger RNA from Diospyros lotus (date-plum), 796 nucleotides. Its product is annotated as universal stress protein A-like protein. The record is from RefSeq and is a predicted model, not a curated record. The coding region runs from base 1 to 543 and encodes 180 amino acids. NCBI's taxonomy places the organism in Eukaryota, Viridiplantae, Streptophyta, Magnoliopsida, Ericales, Ebenaceae. The transcript has 4 exons.
AUGGAAGUGAACGGCGGCGGCGAGUCGGGGAAGAAGGUGAUGGUGGCGGUGGACGAGGACUGCUCCAGUUACUAUGCUCUCAUGUGGGUGCUGGAAAAUCUCCGGGAAUCCAUCGUCGCCUCUGGCAAUCCGCUUCUCAUCUACAUGGCUCGGCCCUCUCCCAAUACCAACCAUGUCUUGUCUUCCUCUCUCGGCUCCGCUCGCAUGUACUGCCCCAUCACACCCUGUUCUGAUUAUGUUAACAGUGUGAACGAGCAGAACAAGAUGGUUUCGCACGGCAUUCUGGAAAAAGCUAAGAGCAUAUGUUCCAGCCGUGGGAUAAAUGCUGAAACCAUUCUGGAAAUUGGGGAGCCUAAAGAAUCCAUAUGUAACGCAGUUAAAAAGCACAAGAUUAAGCUGCUCGUUAUGGCUGAACAUGAAAUUGGAACAAUCAAAAGGGCAUUUCUAUGGAGCGUGAGCAACUAUUGUGUUCAAUAUGCCAGUUGCCCAGUUCUUGUUGUGAAGAAACAAGAAGGAAGUAAGAAUCAAUGCAAUGUUCGAUAGAUGCACAGCUGUUUGUUUGUGUUUGUUAUAAAGAUUGUUUGACAUGGUGCUGUAAAUUAUCUACGCACCAUGGCAUUAUGUAUGGAUACAUAUAUUUUUGUUUUUCUUCUUUCUUUUGCCUUCCCUUUCCAGGUGUUUUCUGGCAUGAUCCAUGUUCUGUUGUAAUCCAGUGAGGGUAAAUUUGGCUUGCAAGUAUUGUAACAGAACCGGAUGUUAUUGUAAAAAGGCCAAAGUAUUGCUUAUUGAGUUACUA